AAUCUGAGACUACAACUCCCAGAACCGCUGGGGGGCGUAUGACAUCACGAGCGGCGCAACUCUAGUGGUGACGCGGUGGACACUGCGCCAGUGAAGCAUGGCGGCGACUGUAGGAGCGGAGAAGAAGCCGGUGCUGGAGAUGGUCCAGGCUAAUGGGACAGACGAGUCCUGUGUGACGUUUGUGCUGCAUGAAGAAGAUCACACGCUGGGGAACUCUCUGCGCUAUAUGGUCAUGAAGAACCCAGAAAUAGAGUUCUGCGGAUACAGCAUAACCCAUCCGUCUGAGAGCAAAAUCAAUUUCCGCAUCCAGACGCGAAAUGGGCUGCCAGCAGUUGAGCCGUUCAGGAAAGGCCUCACUGAAGUCAUGGAUGUCUGCCAGCAUGUACUCAACACGUUUGAGACCAGUAUUAAACGGUACAAUGACCAGAAGGAAAUUCCAAUGGAAUGACUCCAAUUUUAUAUAUGUGGUUGAAUAAUGUGUAUUCUGUAUUAUAAAAUAAUAUUUUUUAAUAA
Molecule: messenger RNA, 513 nt
Organism: Pseudophryne corroboree (corroboree frog)
Lineage: Eukaryota; Metazoa; Chordata; Amphibia; Anura; Myobatrachidae
Gene: POLR1D
Product: DNA-directed RNA polymerases I and III subunit RPAC2-like
Exons: 5
Coding region: 98-448 (116 amino acids)
Biological process (GO): DNA-templated transcription
Cellular component (GO): RNA polymerase I complex; RNA polymerase III complex
Molecular function (GO): protein dimerization activity
Source: RefSeq, a predicted model, not a curated record